UCCGGCGGCUCGGAAUCCUAGGCUGCGGAGGAUUCCGGUGCAAACUCCAGACUCUCCUCCCGCCCAGCCGUCCCUUUCCAAAGACACGCCGAACACACCUUAAACCCUGUUCCAGAGCGCAGUUCAGAGCGCAGUCCAGAAAGGCAGCUCCGCAGCGCGGGCCCGGGCCGGGGUCGCGCAUCUCCAACCGGUGACUCAGGGCCGCUCGGUCCGGGGGUGGGUGGAGGUAGGCGGGACAGACCAGGGCCGCGCGCGGGCAGCCGCCAGGAGCUCGGUCGCCGAGCCGUUGGAGCCGAGACUGGCUCUGGCCCGUCGCCAUUCCGCCGCGGGCGUCUGCCUCGCCGGGCCUUCCUCCGGCGCCGCUUUGCACCCGCUACGCUCCUCUCUCGGGGCGCAGCGGCCCCGCAGCCGGCCGGGGCUGGAGCGGGGGGCGGGCUCUGCGCGCGAAUGAAUGGGUGCCCGCGGGAGGCGCGCGCCUCGGACUGAAGGGCAUUAGGACCGUGAGGAUCGCUCCGUGCUCCUGUCUCUCCCUAUCCCCCCCCCCAACCCCCCACCUCUCUCCUUUUUCUGCUCUGCGGGACUGAGCAGCCCGGCGCGAGCGAAAACAAACAGCUGAGGCUGCGAGUGCCCCCGCCCCGGCUCCAAGAGCACGCCGGCCCGGGCCCCUACUCCGGGCGCCCAGCCGCCCACCAUGAGGAAGAUCCGCGCCAAUGCCAUCGCCAUUCUGACCGUAGCCUGGAUCCUGGGCACUUUCUACUACUUAUGGCAGGACAACCGAGCCCACGCAGCAUCCUCCGGCGGCCGGGGCGCGCAGAGGGCCGGCGGGAGGCCGGAACCGCUCCGGGAGGACCGCACCAUCCCGCUCAUUGUGACAGGAACACCCUCGAAAGGCUUUGAUGAGAAGGCGUACCUGGCAGCCAAGCAGCUGAAGCCUGGAGAGGACCCCUACAGACAGCAUGCCUUCAACCAGCUGGAGAGCGACAAGCUGAGCCCUGACCGGCCCAUCCGGGACACGCGCCAUUACAGUUGCCCAUCCGUGUCCUAUUCGUCGGACUUGCCGGCCACCAGCAUCAUCAUCACCUUCCACAACGAAGCCCGCUCUACCCUCCUGCGCACGGUGAAAAGCGUCCUGAACAGAACUCCUGCCAGCCUGAUCCAGGAGAUCAUUCUAGUGGAUGACUUCAGUUCAGAUCCUGAAGACUGUCUUCUCCUGACCAGGAUCACCAAGGUCAAAUGCCUGCGCAACGACCGGCGGGAAGGGCUGAUCCGGUCCCGAGUUCGCGGGGCAGAUGUGGCCGCAGCUGCUGUCCUCACCUUUCUGGACAGCCACUGCGAAGUGAACACCGAGUGGCUGCAGCCCAUGCUGCAGCGGGUGAAGGAGGAUCACACCCGCGUGGUGAGCCCCAUCAUUGAUGUCAUCAGUCUGGAUAAUUUUGCCUACCUUGCUGCAUCUGCUGACCUUCGGGGAGGAUUUGACUGGAGCCUGCAUUUCAAGUGGGAGCAGAUCCCUCUGGAGCAGAAGAUUGCCCGGACAGACCCCACCAAGCCCAUAAGGACGCCUGUCAUAGCUGGAGGAAUCUUCGUGAUUGACAAGUCUUGGUUUAACCACUUGGGAAAGUAUGAUGCCCAGAUGGACAUCUGGGGGGGAGAGAAUUUUGAGCUCUCCUUCCGGGUGUGGAUGUGCGGUGGGAGCUUGGAGAUCGUGCCCUGCAGCCGGGUGGGCCACGUCUUCAGGAAACGGCACCCCUACAACUUUCCUGAGGGCAACGCCCUCACCUACAUCAGGAAUACCAAGCGCACUGCAGAGGUGUGGAUGGAUGAAUACAAGCAGUAUUACUACGAGGCCCGGCCCUCGGCCAUAGGGAAGGCCUUCGGCAGCGUGGCCACGCGGAUCGAGCAGAGGAAGAAGAUGAACUGCAAGUCCUUCCGCUGGUACCUGGAUAACGUCUACCCAGAGCUCACCGUCCCCGUGAAGGAAGUGCUCCCCGGCAUCAUUAAGCAGGGGGCUAAUUGCUUAGAAUCCCAGGGCCAGGACACGGCUGGUAACUUCCUGCUCAGCAUGGGGACCUGCAGAGGGUCUGCCAAGAGCCCGCCGGCGGCUCAGGCGUGGCUGUUCAGUGACCAUCUCAUCCAGCAGCAGGGGAAGUGCCUGGCUGCCACUUCCACCUCCAUCUCCCCCGGGUCCCUUGUCGUACUGCAGGCGUGCAACCCAAGAGAAGGCAGGCAGAGAUGGAGGAGAAAAGCCUCUUUCAUCCAGCAUUCAGUCAGCGGCCUCUGCCUGGAGGCCAAGACCACCCAGCUGGUGGCCAGCAAGUGCCAGGCCGACGUCCCAGCCCAGCAGUGGCAGCUGCUGCCUCACACAUGACCAUAGCCUGGGGCCUCCUGUACCUUUUGCAUGAGACUUUGGGACCGGAAGGGGGUUAGGGUGGGGGAGUGUAAAGCGGGCCGUUUCCAUCUCCUCACAUUUCUGCCGGAAUCAUCAGCAAACACCACUGCCACGACACACGAGUCUCCAAAGCUUGUACGGGGAGGACGCAGGGGUGAUGCCCUGCUGCCCUGGCCGCCACCCCAGCCUUGCCUGGGGAGAGGAGCAGGUCAGGAUGCUGGACUGCUACUGCGCAGAGACUGGGCAGGAGCCCUGGCCCUUUGUUACCUCCCUUCACCCUUCCGAGGUCUGGACAGUGGUUGGGGGCCUCCCCUUGUUGGCUGGGGAGAACAAGGGCAGCAGCCCACACGGGUCCCGCUGGGCCAGGGGUCUGCCUGUGGGAUCGGGCACGAGAGGAGAAUGUGGGCAGUGUGGACGGGGGGGCAGGCUGAAGGCGGAGGAAGGGGCAGCCUGCCGGGCAGGUGGAGAACAGCAAGAGGUAAGCAGCUCAGUGGCCUGUCCCAGGCAGCUGCUGGGUUGGGGGCGGGAGGGAUAGGAUCCAGGGCAAAGGAUGGGUGAUCUGCAGAAAGACGAGGACGGAAGAGCAGCAUAGCACUGAAAAGGCUGGGUCUCUCCCCGGGGACCUAAUUCCUCCCACACGUACCGGCCCCAGGGACAGUGCCUCCGGUCCUGCGCUCUGGUUUCCACGCCUCAGCAAGGGGCUGAAGGGGGAUCUCCAGGGGCAGCCUCAGGACACAGUUUAUUAAACAGAUCCCACUUCUAUGUGGAUACGCUUCAGGACAAGACCUCUCCCUUGGGCCUUAAAGACCAGCGGGUGCCCUGGCUCCCUGCCCGGUCGUAGCGUGUGGACCCCAUAAGGACAGACACCACUGAACAGGCCCAUCCCUCUUAGUUUUUGACUCCUGCCUUCUCAAAAGCCCUUGCCUCUGUAGAUACAGCGUUACAGGGUCGGGGGCAGGGUGGUAAGCAUGGGACCUCCAUUCUGGAGCAUCCCUAGGUCAUGGCUAAGCCAGCCAGGCUGGAACUUGUCCUCACCCCGCCCCACUGCAGGAAGGAGGCCCUUGGGGCUCGGCUGCUGCAGUGGCCUGGAGGCUGGCUGGAGGCCCCAGUCUGUGCAGAGCUCCCAGUUCCUUCUCACAACCACUGGGAGUCUCUCCCCUCCCCCAGGGCCUGGUCUUGGAACCGCUUCUGCUGUUUCCCACGUUCCUCUUCCCCCCGCCCCGCUGGCUCAGGCAGUGUGAUCUUAGGGAAAAGACUGGUGGUACCAGGAACCCUGGUGGGUCUCCCACCCAAAGCAAAUCAGCCUGGAACCCCUAGGGAGUUCAUGGAUUCCAGAAGACCUAGGAAUGUCCUGAAAUGGUCCCCCAAAUAUUGCAUUGUGUGCAUAUAUGCAUUUUCCUGAGGAGAGGGUCCAUGGAUUUCCCCAGCUUCUUACAGAGGUCCCUGAUCGCCAAACGGUCUGGAUUGGAGCUACCAGUCACUGGAGCUGCCAUGCCCCUCCCCCUCCCUGCUGUGCCUCAACUGCUGUGGUCCUGCUCCCUCCAUGCAGCCCUUGGGGCCGUGGUGCCCACACCCACCCUGGAGGGCUCUCGGUGGUUUCCUCUCACCUCCUGGCUCUGGCUGGCGUGCUCUCAGCAGUGCUCCUGUGCCCUAGCCUGAACCCCUGCGCUCCCCAGCACGGAGCCCUUGGCCCCCAGGGCAACACUUCUCCCAUCCUCUGUGUGAUGUUUCAUCCACCGCCAUCUCCCUUGUGAGUUUCCACCCCAGUGGGUAGUGUGGACCUUUGGGGACAGGGAACGUGGGCAUCUCUCAAUGAAUGUAAGAGGACUGCUGCUCAGAGAGCCUUUGAGAGGGCCCCCUCCUUUCCUGUGAUCAAACCAGGCUCAGCACUUGUCAGCUGUCCUUUGGGACGCAGCCCUAUUCUGUUUUGCUUUUCCUCUUCCUGACCAAAGCAUGUGCCACUCGCUGCCCCUGAGGACCUCAUCUUUAUGAAGAACUCCUGGAAUAAAGCCACUUCUCACAUGCA
Messenger RNA from Globicephala melas (long-finned pilot whale), 4412 nucleotides. It is a transcript of the gene GALNT16, whose product is annotated as polypeptide N-acetylgalactosaminyltransferase 16. Gene Ontology annotation, molecular function: polypeptide N-acetylgalactosaminyltransferase activity. NCBI's taxonomy places the organism in Eukaryota, Metazoa, Chordata, Mammalia, Artiodactyla, Delphinidae. The record is from RefSeq and is a predicted model, not a curated record. Gene Ontology annotation, biological process: protein O-linked glycosylation. Gene Ontology annotation, cellular component: Golgi apparatus.